UGUACCUAACUUACGCAGUUAUACAUUAAAGACCAAUAAAAUCAUUAAUAACAAUACUAUCAUAGCUAUAGAACUGUAGGAAAAAAUAGAAAAGGCACUAUCUACAGUUAUGAUGUCCUUAAAAAAAUACAAGAAGUAAUAUCCAUAUAUUAUUAUAAUUUACUUAUAACUAAGACGACUGUUGUUGUUUUGGGAACUGCUGGAAAUGAGUGACAAGAGUCAUGGAUUAUCGAAAGAGGAGAUUGCAAAGCAGUUCAUGUUGCCAGAGAGGAAGAGUAAAAUAGCAACUCUAUUAAAACAAGAUGGACAGGCAUACUGUAUCUGCCGAAGCUCUGACAGCUCGCGGUUUAUGAUUGGCUGUGAUGCUUGCGAGGAGUGGUACCAUGGUGAUUGUAUAAAUAUCACGGAGAAAGAAGCCAAACACAUCAAACAGUUCUUCUGUGUUAGAUGUAGAGAAGAGGAUCCCACUUUAGUAACCAGAUAUAAAGUUAAAAAAAUCGAGAGAACAGAAAAAACUGAUCAGGAGGACAGGAAACACAAAAAAAACAAGGAAAAAGAAAAGUCUUUCAAGUAUGAUUAUGACAGUCAUUGGGAUCUAUCAGGUACUAAAAAGUCGCCAAAAAAAUGCGGAGAUUGCUCUGGCUGUGUGAGAACGGAUAAUUGUGGAAGAUGUGAUGCUUGCAGGCAUCUUAAGAAGCAUGGUCCAUCAGUUCGUUUGAAAUUAAGAUGCGAUCUGAGAACAUGUAGAGUACUUGGAGAUCCGCUUAAACCUUCCAAAAGUUUCAAUCGCAACACAAAGUUGAACAAAAAAAGAAGAGGAGACUCUAGUGAGAGACUAGACUAUCUUGAACCUCCGAGGCACUGUUACGGGCCGUCAUGCACCAAACAGUCUAGACCUGGAAGCAAAUACUGCUCGGAAGAGUGUGGCAUAAAAUUAGCUACAAGUAGAAUUUAUCAAGUGCUCCCUCAGAGACUGCAAGAGUGGGCACUUACGCCUUGUAUCGCUGAGCAAAAUAACAAAAUAGCUUUGGAUAACGUUAGAAGGCAGCAACAGGAUGUAAAGAGAAUUCUCCAGGAGUUGGAUAAGAGACAUUCCGAGCUGGAUAAGAUUGUAGAACGUGCUAAGCAUGCUGCUGUAGAGUCUAAGGCUGAAGUUGACGAUAACGACGAUAAUGAGAUGAGCAUGUACUGUAUUACUUGCGGCCAUGAAAUUAGUUCUAAAACUGCAAUCAAGCAUAUGGAAAAGUGUUUCAAUAAGUACGAGUCUCAAGCGUCAUUUGGGUCCAUAUUCAAAACCCGAAUCGAGGGCCAGGUCAUGUUUUGUGAUUAUUUCAACCCAAUCAAUCACACGUAUUGUAAAAGAUUGCGAGUUCUCUGUCCAGAACACUGUAAAGAUCCGAAAAUCAGCGAUACAGAAGUUUGUGGCUGCCCACUUGUAACAAACGUCUUUGAUGCGACUGGUGAAUUUUGCAGGGCUCCUAAAAAGAGCUGUGUGAAACACUAUGUUUGGGAAAAGCUAAGCAGAGCGGAAAUUGAUAUGGAGCGUGUGAGGCAGUGGAUAAAAGUUGACGAACUAGUCGAGCAGGAAAGACAAAUAAGAACAAAUAUGGCUGCUAGAGCUGGUGUGCUUGCUUUAUUGCUACAUUCAACGUAUAACCAUGAAAUCAUGGAGCAAAUUAGCCAAGAACAAAAUAUAGAACGAAUCAAGCAAAUGGAGGAAGAGCUUCAAAGAUACAGUAUGCAGUUGCAAUUGGAACAAAAUAAAGGACAGUUAUGAGGUUAAAUUUACAAUGUCGGUCAAGCAUCAAGUUUUAGUUGAAUGGUUUUAUUUAAUUUUUUCUUCUUCAAAGUUUAAUCAGAUAAGUAAACUUAAUUUCUAAUUUUCAUGUAUGUACAUUUACAAU
Molecule: messenger RNA, 1904 nt
Organism: Copidosoma floridanum
Lineage: Eukaryota; Metazoa; Arthropoda; Insecta; Hymenoptera; Encyrtidae
Product: CXXC-type zinc finger protein 1
Biological process (GO): positive regulation of DNA-templated transcription
Cellular component (GO): Set1C/COMPASS complex
Molecular function (GO): DNA binding; zinc ion binding
Source: RefSeq, a predicted model, not a curated record